This is a messenger RNA of Balaenoptera ricei (Rice's whale), 1911 nucleotides long. Its product is annotated as cytochrome P450 20A1. NCBI's taxonomy places the organism in Eukaryota, Metazoa, Chordata, Mammalia, Artiodactyla, Balaenopteridae. The transcript has 13 exons. The coding region runs from base 221 to 1609 and encodes 462 amino acids. Gene Ontology annotation, cellular component: membrane. Gene Ontology annotation, molecular function: monooxygenase activity; iron ion binding; heme binding. The record is from RefSeq and is a predicted model, not a curated record.
GCGUCCGCCGGAGUCCCGCCUCGGGGCGCGGUUCCCAGAGCUCCUCCGCGCUCCCUUGCUCCGCUCGCCAGCCCCGGCGGCCCAGGCCACGCCCCCAGCGGCCCAUUUGUUCGCUCGUCCGGCGGGCGCUCCCGCACACCCCUCCGUUGCUCGGGUCCCACCAGGCUGAGGCGCUGCUGCCGAGCGCGGAACCGAGACGUGGCUCCCGGGCGGAGGAGCCAUGUUGGACUUCGCGAUCUUCGCCGUUACCUUCUUGCUGGCUUUGGUGGGAGCGGUGCUCUACCUCUACCCGGCUUCCAGACAAGCUGCAGGAAUUCCAGGGAUUACUCCAACAGAAGAAAAAGAUGGUAAUCUUCCAGAUAUUGUGAACAGUGGAAGUUUGCACGAGUUCCUGGUUAAUUUGCAUGAGAAAUAUGGGCCUGUGGUCUCUUUCUGGUUUGGCAGGCGCCUUGUGGUUAGUUUGGGCACUGUUGAUGUGCUAAAGCAGCAUAUCAACCCCAAUAAGACGUCGGACCCUUUUGAAACCAUGCUAAAGUCAUUAUUAAGGUAUCAGUCUGAUAGUGGGAACGUGAGCGAAAACCUCAUGAGGAAAAAAUUGUACGAAAAUGGUGUGACUGAUUCUCUGCGGAGUAAUUUUGCUCUCCUGCUAAAGCUUUCAGAAGAAUUAUUGGAUAAAUGGCUCUCUUACCCAGAGUCCCAACAUGUCCCUCUCUCCCAGCAUAUGCUUGGCUUUGCGAUGAAGUCUGUUACGCAGAUGGUAAUGGGUAGUACAUUUGAAGAUGAACAAGAAGUCAUUCGCUUCCAGAAGAAUCAUGGCACAGUUUGGUCGGAGAUUGGAAAAGGCUUUCUAGAUGGAUCACUUGAUAAAAGUACAACUCGGAAAAAACAAUAUGAAGAUGCCCUUAUGCAACUGGAAUCUAUUUUAAAGAAAAUCAUAAAAGAACGAAAAGGAAGGAACUUCAGUGAACAUAUUUUCAUUGACUCCUUAGUACAGGGGGACCUUAAUGACCAACAGAUCCUAGAAGACAGUAUGAUAUUUUCUCUGGCCAGUUGCAUAAUAACUGCAAAAUUGUGCACCUGGGCAGUCUGUUUUUUAACCACCUAUGAAGAAGUUCAGAAAAAACUAUAUGAAGAGAUAGACCAAGUUUUUGGGAAGGGACCUGUAACUCCAGAGAAAAUUGAGGAGCUCAGGUAUUGUCGGCAAGUGCUUUGUGAAACUGUUCGGACUGCCAGACUGACCCCAGUUUCUGCCCGGCUUCAAGAUAUUGAAGGAAAGAUUGACAAAUUUAUCAUUCCUAGGGAGACCCUUGUCCUUUAUGCCCUUGGAGUGGUGCUUCAGGAUCCCAGUACUUGGCCAUCACCAUACAAGUUUGAUCCAGAGCGGUUUGAUGAUGAAUCGGUAACGAAGACUUUCUCCUUGCUUGGAUUCUCAGGCACACAGGAAUGCCCAGAGCUGAGGUUUGCAUAUAUGGUGACCACAGUACUUUUGAGUGUACUGGUGAGGAGACUGCACCUACUUUCUGUGGAGGGACAAGUUAUUGAAACUAAGUAUGAACUGGUAACAUCAUCCAAGGAGGAAGCUUGGAUCACUGUCUCAAAGAGAUAUUAAAAUUGUAUACACUUAACUUUGUUGAGGGAAAUGACCGUUUAGAAAAUAUGUAUUGAAUCCUUUUAUAAGCCAAGCAUCAUUGUAUAAUAUAAACACCUAUUAGUACUUCAUCAUGUGAAUUUGAAUUUUUGUAUAUCAGUUUCUUAAUGCAUCAUAUACUUUUAUACUUAUUGCAUCAAUAUAGUGAUAAAUUUAAUGGGACGACUUCUACUUUUAACUUUUGUUUUAUCAGUUUCUAUGUCAUUGUUUUCAUGUUCUUAGCCUUAGUUUGAUCUCUUAAAAUUAAUAUUCUUGAAGAGAAA